Larimichthys crocea (large yellow croaker) is the source of this 2259-nucleotide messenger RNA. It is a transcript of the gene cxvh1orf174, whose product is annotated as chromosome XV C1orf174 homolog. The transcript is spliced from 4 exons. Bases 284 to 880 code for a protein of 198 amino acids. The record is from RefSeq and is a predicted model, not a curated record. Lineage: Eukaryota; Metazoa; Chordata; Actinopteri; Sciaenidae.
AACAUUAAAAUCACGAAUCGUCGUGUUACAGUGAACGCAUACAAACAAAGCUUGUGAAUAAAACACCCAGUCAAAGGGAGUACAGACGAGAUGAUUUGACCUCUGACUGAACCUUAGCCGACCGGAAACCACACUGAGCGAGGCGACGACGCCACAUAUCGUUCAAUUACACCACUUGUUUGUAGCUAGCAGCCAAAGCCGGCUGCCCUGAACGCUAACAACGAACAAGGUAGACCAAACUUUAAAUAUCAGGAAAAAACCCACAGACACAUUACACCGGCAAAUGGUGCACAAGAUGUCUCGUCAACUUGGCAGCCUGAAGCCCAGAAAGAGGAAAAGCAGUGGUGAGGUCAAGAGCUCCAGAAAGGCUUCUGCUACAAGGAGGAGAUGUGUGAGAAGUCCAAAGACACACUUGGCAUCGGAGAGCAACGCAGCAGUCAGUGGUUACAGUAAAGCAGACGGUCCUUCGGAGAGACUCUCUCGCAUCAGCUGCGAGUGCCACCAGUCUGCAGGCAGGAAGAGAUGCUCGGCUUCACCAGAGCCCGAAGGACAGGAGGGCAAAGAAAACGAGCUGAGGAUGGGGCUGGGUUUGGACAGCUGCAGGGUAAACGGCACCUUGGACAAACAAGAGCCAGAGGACAUGGAGUGUGAAGAAACUGGCAAAAAUCUGUUCCCGGAUGACGACAGUAAUCAGAUUCUUCCCGUGGAGCAGUUCUUUGGGAACUUGGAUGCUGUACAGGACUUUCCCCAGAGAUCGUCAGCGACCUCCACCCGCAUUCACAGGGAGAACAGGAGGCGGCAUUACUAUGCGCGAGAGGACAGCGAUGAAGAGGAAGCGGGCCUGGGCAGUAUGCAGCAGGACGACAGAGGGGACACUUAGCGAAGAAUGACUGUGUUGGACUCAGACUUGUGCCUCUAAGCACAAAACACAUCUAGAUUAGACUACCUUUUUAGAUGUUGCGUUCAAUCAACCCUAAAAUUUGUCACAAAUAUACAGUCUGUGUGAAACGACGCUCGUGAGUCGCUGGCGAUGAAAUUGCCUCCUGCGAUGUAAGUAACCCGUCGUUGAAGCUGCUGUCGGCUGACCAUCACUUACAGACAAGUCAAUAUUAUCUGGGUAUACUGUACUUGCCUUAAACCUGCCUCCAGUACCCACGUCAUUUGCUGAAGUGAUCGGACAAAAAGUUGAGCAUCAGACAUAUUUAUGACUUUAACACUUUCUUGAUGGUAGUGUUCAAUUUUGACCUGACAAGGACUGUCCACACACAACAAAAAUGCUAAUUUGAAGCCUGAAUAUUUUAUUUCAUUUUUUUUUAAAACAUGGAUACAGUAACGAGGUUAAUAUAGUCACAUGUGCAGGAGUGCUUGCUUUUAUUAUUUAUUGCUGAAUUUCUGCUCACACACACACAUCACCGGUUCAGUCAUCUUUGGUCUCACCUGGAGGGUGUGUUGGCACGACAUUUUUUAGGCACAUCGGUCCACGUAACAUACAUAAUGCUACAUCAUAUGAACGCUUGAGGAAGCUCAUGUUUUUCAAUUGUAAAUUGUAAAAUUCCCCACGUUGACAGGUGUCAACUUCCCCACUAUGAACGAGAUGAGGAAGGAGGGUACGCGCGUGCCAAAGAGCAGUUCCAUAAUGAGCUUCUAAUGUCACAAAUUCAUUGUUUAACAUGAAUGAGCCAUUGUUCACCAAGUGUCUAAUAUUCCUCCUCACCACAUAUUUGUGUGCUCAUUUUGGCAGCUGCUUCACAAACAACACAUCCGUCUGCGUGUGUGUACUGCACAUGUAUCAGUGCAACUAGUCAUUUUCCUGAUUGAUUUGCAAAUAUAACACAUUUUUAAAAGAAAGACAACCUAAAGACAUUAACGUUACUGAUGCAUCUUCAGUGUAGAUGAACUGAGGUUAACAGUAAUUGCACUUUUGCUGUGCACAUCUUGUAAUAUUUUGUAUAUAGCUGAUUAUUCCGAUCAUCCAAUCAAAUGUUUGUUAUAUUUUUUACUGCCUUAUUUAUGCAAAAUGCUUUUCAUAGUCUUCUAUGCAACUCUCUGAGUGAGCGAAUGCCUCGUCCAUCAAGCAGUCAUUGUAAUCGAUUCAUGCGUUUUACAUCAUUGUGCCAACGCGAAGAACAAAUAAAUGUUUUUCAUGAUUUCAGGGUUUGUUUCAGUGUGAUGACUUGUGUUUAACAGCCUGCUGUCAGUCUGUAUUAACGCUCUGCAGGCUGCACCGGCUCAGAAAUAUCAUAACAGGUUUAAAAAAAA